AUGAGAGCAGGGCAUGGAGAGCAGGGGAUGGAGAGCAGGGCAUGGAGAGCAGGGCAUGGAGAGCAGGGCAUGGAGAGCAGGGCAUGGAGAGCAGGGGAUGGAGAGCAGGGCAUGGAGAGCAGGGGAUGGAGAGCAGGGCAUGGAGAGCAGGGCAUGGAGAGCAGGGCAUGGAGAGCAGGGGAUGGAGAGCAGGGCAUGGAGAGCAGGGGAUGGAGAGCAGGGGAUGGAGAGCAGGGCAUGGAGAGCAGGGGAUGGAGAGCAGGGCAUGGAGAGCAGGGGAUGAAGAGCAGGGCAUGGAGAGCAGGGCAUGUAGAGCAGGGCAUGGAGAGCAGGGUAAUGAGAGCAGGGCAUGGAGAGCAGGGGAUGAAGAGCAGGGCAUGGAGAGCAGGGCAUGGAGAGCAGGGCAUGGAGAGCAGGGCAUGGAGAGCAGGGGAUGGAGAGCAGGGCAUGGAGAGCAGGGCAAGGAGAGCAGGGCAUGAAGAGCAGGGCAUGGCAUCAUCUGCAAACUUUUAUAUGGAAUUAAAAGGAUUAUCCGAUCGAAAAUUAUUAGCUUAUAAAAUGUACGAAAAUGGGGAUGUCAAUGCCCCUCGUGGCGCCCCUGUGUUAUCUUACGUGCCUUCGAUGUUACACUGUUUACUCUAA
This is a messenger RNA of Biomphalaria glabrata, 642 nucleotides long. RefSeq names its product filaggrin-2-like. Lineage: Eukaryota; Metazoa; Mollusca; Gastropoda; Planorbidae. The transcript has a single exon. Bases 1 to 642 code for a protein of 213 amino acids. The record is from RefSeq and is a predicted model, not a curated record.